Molecule: messenger RNA, 1224 nt
Organism: Fusarium proliferatum ET1
Lineage: Eukaryota; Fungi; Ascomycota; Sordariomycetes; Hypocreales; Nectriaceae
Exons: 3
Coding region: 1-1224 (407 amino acids)
Source: RefSeq, a predicted model, not a curated record
AUGGCGAUAUGCCACUUUUAUCACUCUACAGUCGAGAACCUAUCCACCCAAGAUCCAGCGCUCUACCUCCACGAGGAACUACCGCGUCUCCAUGCUGCAUCACGGCAGGGUUCAGCUCUGCACUUGGCAUUGGAAGCAGUGGCACUUGUCGCUGCCGCGGAAAUCAUACCCCAUGCUGCCCAACUGGGCCUGAAUCGAUAUGUCAAAGCCGUCAAAGCCCUGAGGGAAGCAAUGAAGACUGAGGGACUGAGCUCGGAUUAUCAGUCGCUUUAUGGUGUUCUGCUCCUUUGUGGCUAUGAGACCAUCACUGGCCAUGUUUCUAUGCCUUCGGCAUGGGGAACCCAUGUGGACGGAGCACUGGCUCUUUUGAAACUUCGAGCAACUCACGGCUCUCCCUUCUCACGCAGUAUGCACUUCUUCAUCCAGAAGAAUGUGGUCAUGAGCCAGAUGCAAAUUUGUCAACCCGUUGAUGAACUCUUCACGCAAGGGCUUCCCUCUCCAGGUCAAGACCCAGAGAUCCGACUGCUUUCAAUAGCAGCUGGAAUACCAAGGGUUCAACACCAAAGUAUCGACCUUGCGCAGCUUGAGACGACUGAUAUAGAGAGUAUAGUCCACGAUGCCGAUACCUUGGAUUCCUGCCUAUCCACUUGGGCGCAAGGACUCCCGCCUGGUUGGUCCUACGCCACUGCAUUUAAUAUCAACAAUGAUGCACGCUCAGACUAUGCUCCACGAAGCGUCCACAAAUAUGCUCACUUUUACACGGCUCGCGUAUGGAACUUCUACCGUAUCUCGCAGCUAAUUCUGCUUUCAAUUCGACUUCGCGCCUCGUCUAUCUUACCUUCAUUAUCAGAUACCACCAAGGUUAGACAGAAAAUGGUUGCAUUAGUGGAAGACAUAUGCGCAACAGUGCCUUAUCUUUUGGGCAAAGAUCUCUGCAUGAACCUCCAGUUCGUCACCAAUCAAGAGAGGCAGGAAGGUUCUUUGCUGAACUCAGGUUCAAAUGUCAAAAGAGUCGGGAAUGUACAAACUGGAAAGUUCUCUCUCGUAUGGCCCUUAUUUGUCGCUUGUAGCGCCACAGAAAUACCCCAACAGCAAAAGGAUUGGAUACGCAAACAGCUGCAAUAUCUUGCUCAAGACGGUGUUCCUAUUGCUCAAACAGUCUGCAAUGCGGAGAGCCAGAUACUCGAUGGUAGGCCUGAAGUAUUUCGCUUUGACUGCGUGUAA